Messenger RNA from Nanorana parkeri, 468 nucleotides. RefSeq names its product sodium/hydrogen exchanger 9-like. Bases 1 to 468 code for a protein of 155 amino acids. NCBI's taxonomy places the organism in Eukaryota, Metazoa, Chordata, Amphibia, Anura, Dicroglossidae. The transcript is spliced from 4 exons. The record is from RefSeq and is a predicted model, not a curated record.
AUGACCUUGUACGUCCUCAUGUCUAUUCACUUCCAUUGGAGUGAGGGUGCCAAGGAAUAUUCCACAGCUGAAGCAGAAUGGGACAGAGCUCUCACUGGCUUCACAGUAUACCUCAAGCCAAUACUAACACAUAGUGGACCUCCUUUGACAAGCACAUUACCUCAGUGGUGCAAUUCCAUCGGUCGAGUGCUGACCAGUCCAAAGGCUUAUGCAGAGGGGCUAAAAGAAGAGGAUGCGGACUGCAUUGUUAACCAUGAUGAACUGACAGCAGCUUAUGAAGACAUAGAGUCGUCAUCCAGUAUGCCUCACUCUGCACAGCAAGGCAGUGAACAGCCAAGUCCUGUACCAGCAGAGGUCAGAGAUAAUGUACAAGACGGGGACCUGGGACUUGGGGGAUUUGAAUUUGCACAGGAUAGAACGUCCCAUCAAGCUCACAUAGAAUUCCCAGGAGGGAACAUACGGAUCUAA